AUGGGUGCCAUCAUCAGUUGUUGCUGUUAUUGUUGUGAUAGAGAAUCAAAGAAAUACAAUGAAACUUAUCAACCGACAAAUGUAAUUGAUACAACUUCCAAAGCAUAUGACAAUAAAGUUCAUGUUUCCGAAAUUUACGGGAUUAAUAGUGAUGUUGAACUUGCUCCAUCUGAUAAUCCAAAAACAUCAACAUAUUUCCAGUCGAUUAUACAUCCACCGAAAGAGCUUGUACAACAAUCAAAUUCAGCAUCAGCUCAGUCCAAAACAAAUGAAGUAUUACCCGAAUCAUCGAAUUCUCGCGAUAAUGCUACGCAUUUGUCUAUGAAUCUAAAGUUGCAUCGAACAGCAUUAGAUUCCUCGUCUUCACUUUCACCUACUCCACCACGAUGUCAAACUGAUACAAAUCGUCCAGCAGCGACACAUAAAUCACUCAAACAUUCGAAUUCAUGUUCGACGAUUUACGUCGAUGACUCAACGGUUUCACAACCGAAUUGGAAAGCAAUGAUCAAAUGUGUUAGUAUUGCUAUACAUUCACAUAUUCUACAUAGAAAAUCAAAUAAAACAAUGGAGAUAUUCGAUGAAAAACUUCAUCCAUUAAGUAAAGAACUGCUACCGGAUGAUUAUGAUAUACGAAUACCUGAACAAAACACCAUUUAUCGUUUUAUGCGUGUUCUUUUCACUGCUGCACAAUUAACCGCCGAAUGUGCUAUUGUUACAUUGGUUUAUCUCGAACGUGUUUUGAGUUAUGGCGAACUUGAUCUAUGUCCAUCGAAUUGGAAACGACUUGUGCUGGGAGCGGUCAUGUUAGCAUCAAAAGUAUGGGACGACCAAGCAGUAUGGAAUGUUGACUUCUGUCAAAUUUUGAAGGACAUUACUGUUAAUGCAAUGAAUGAAUUAGAACGUGAAUAUGUUCAACUUCUUCAGUUCAAUGUUAAUGUUGCUUCAUCUAUAUAUGCUAAAUAUUAUUUUGAUUUACGACAAAUAGCAAAAGAGAAUCAAAUAUCAUUUCCCGAUGAACUACUAACGAAAGAAAAAGCAAUCAAACUUGAAGCUCUGUCAAUGAUUAAUAAUCGUCUUCAACAACCAUCAUCGAGCUCCAUGUUAGCUUCAAAUCAAUCGAAUUCAUCACAAAAUCAUACGAAUUCCAAUCAAGUAUCUUCCCAACAGCAAUCAUCAGCAUUAUCCUAUUUAACAUUACGACGAUCAGCAAGUGUCGAAUUUACACAAUCGCAACGCAAAUCACUUCUUAUUAUAUCUUAG
Messenger RNA from Rotaria socialis, 1260 nucleotides. Lineage: Eukaryota; Metazoa; Rotifera; Eurotatoria; Philodinida; Philodinidae. The record is from the annotation of a GenBank genome assembly.